Messenger RNA from Dunckerocampus dactyliophorus (ringed pipefish), 4440 nucleotides. RefSeq names its product coiled-coil alpha-helical rod protein 1 (gene cchcr1). Gene Ontology annotation, cellular component: centriole. The coding region runs from base 260 to 2764 and encodes 834 amino acids. The transcript has 19 exons. Lineage: Eukaryota; Metazoa; Chordata; Actinopteri; Syngnathiformes; Syngnathidae. Gene Ontology annotation, biological process: cell differentiation; protein export from nucleus. The record is from RefSeq and is a predicted model, not a curated record.
GCGCGUGGUGGCUUUGUUGAAUUUGGUUGAAAGUAUCAUCAAGUUCUCAAAAAUAAUACAAAUUAGCGUUUGAGCAGCAAUUUGAGGAUAAAACAAUAUUGAGACUAGUAGUCUUGCCAGAUAGCAUGAGCGGAGUAGCAGUCAUCACGUAACCAAGGCAAAUAAUGCGACUCGCGGGAGAAUCACCGCCUAAAACGUCAACAAACCCAUUGGAUUACUUCCGGUAGCGGUCAAAGACUUGGAAUUAUCUGCACUGACAAUGGACGUAUAUAACACUGGGAAAGAAAAGCUUAACACACCAACCGAUUACACCUCACCGUCGAAUUCCAGGAAACCCCAGGUUGACCUGGUGCCUCCGUCACAUUUUGCAUCCAGUGUCCAGGCUGCUGGACUGCCUGCAGGGGAUCACAUCUCCGGCACACAGCCAUGCGUCUCCUGGAUGAACCCAAGUGUCCCACCAGCACCACCGAAAGAUCCAUGGCUUGUUUUCACUCAGAGCCAAGAAGAAGUAUCAACGCUGAGUAAGGAAAAUCAAUGCGCUGUGGUGCUGCGAGGACACAACAUAGGAGGGAGGACUCCAGAGGAUAACCCGUCAGACUUGAGGACAAGAUCCACCGAGGGAGGCGUGCGAUGGUCCAGAUGGGAAGCAGAGUGGUGUCUGGAGGCUGGGAAGCACAAAGCAGAGGCUGAACGGUUGAAGGAGCAGAUGGAGGCCCUGAAGGAGACCGUACAGAGAUACAGGGAAGAGAUGAGAGUCAAAGACAAUGCCAUAAGCAGGCAGAGUCACGAUUUGGAGGUGAUGCAUGAAGAAAUAGGUAAGGUGAGGACUGAACACAGCCAAACCAAGGAGGAGCUCACGCACUGUCGUACACAGAAGGAGAAAAUAAGCUCACAGCUCGAAAGACUUAAGAGGGAGUCUGAUGAGGAAAUUGCAAAGGUGAGGAAGGAGGGGGAAGCAAAAGGAGAGAUGAGCAGGCAGCAGGAGGCAGAAAAGCAGUCUUUGAGAUUGUCACAACAGCUGCAGCAAAUGCAGAAGAAGCAGGAGGAAGAGCUGCGACUGUUGAGCACCUCUCACUGCGUGGAGCUAGGCGCAGCCAGAAAAUCAAAUAUUGAACUGCAGAGCAAAGUUCAGAUUGCGAACCAGGAGGUGCUGCAGCUCAAAAGCAGUCUGAUGAUGGUAUCUGCAGAGAGAGAUGAGCUGAAAGAACAACUAAGGCAAACCAAACAAGCCAACGACACACAAUCGGCAACUCUGCACAGCCUCCGGAAUUACAUUGGCCAGCUGGUCCCCGACACUGUAGAGAAGGAACAAUUAAAUGAAGCCGUUGAGAGACUGAACAAAGAGAAAGCGGCGUUACAGAAAACUGCAGAGCUUUUGACGGUCAGACUUAACUCCAUGAGUGAGAUUGUCUCCCUCCAAGAAGAGAAGAUGCUGAAGAAUGCCUCGACAGACCCACUGGUGGCAAAACGAUCUAAUAGCCUCCAUGUGCUUCACCUGUGGAGGGACAAGGUGUUCAAGCUGUGCGUCCAGCUUCGCUUGAAGGACAUGGAGCUGCGAGACGAGAGGGAACGACGUCUUUCCGAGCUUACACUUAUGGACCAACAGCUUCAGGAGGAGCAGCAUGGCACAACUGUGCUCCAGCGAAGUCUUGACGCCAGGAUAGCUGAGCUGGACCAGGAGAAAGCGGAAAAGGAGACUUUGCAACAGGACUUGGCACAGGCUUGCAAGGAAAGCCAAGAACAGAAAGAACGUUGUCUUAGCAAAGAGGCUGAACUAAAAAUCACAACAGAUGCUGUUUGCGGGUUCAGUCUUGUAUUUCAUCGUAGCAUGGCUGAAGUGGAUGCAGCACAAGCAAAACUCAACACCUUUGGUCAAAGGUUGAAUUUUGCCAGAGGCAGAGUGGAGACAGUCCAAGCUUUGUUCAUGAGGAGGGUCGCUCUGCACAAAGCCCAGCAGGCCAGUAAACAGACAGAGCAGGCUGCUGAGAGCAUCAGGAAUCUACAAACAGAACUUAGUCUGGUGUGUGAAGAAAGAAGCAAACUCACGCAGGAGCUCAAAAGAAGCCCAGAGUUGAUUGAAAAGGCACUGGCUGACAUGAAAGAACAGUAUGAGAAAAAGCUGGGCCAAAAGCAGAAGGAGCUGGAGCAGACCUGGAUGGAGCUGCAGCAAGUCAUGUCUGAAAGAGAGGAGGGCCAGCAGAAUCUGCAGCAGGUCUUGGCCCAGAUGGAGGAGAGCAAGGUCACACACGAGAAGCUCCGGUGUGAACUGCUCAGCCAGAAGGAGCACAGCGAGCAUACCCUGCAGGAGCGCGUGUCUGAGAUCGAGAGUCGCUGUGCUGACAAGCUGAGUGAGAUGGCGGUCCAAGUCAAUACGGCGAAGAAAGAACACACCAAAGCAGUCAUGACUUUGCGGCAGUUUGAGAGAGAGGUAGCGAGGAGACAGAACCACUGGAGAGAAACUGAAGGUCUGCCAGGUGAACACACAAAGGAGGAGGUCCAGUGUAAACAGACGGAAGAGGCUGAGAGGCACAGGCACCAACUGCUGGCUGCUGUUGUUGAGAGAGAGCUGAGCAGUCACUUCCCAAGAGUUUGCACCUCAGCUCUGCAAAAUGGGGCAGAAAAACCUUCAGAGAGGAGUCACUCUACGGGGCUCGGAGCAGAAGCAGAGAGGCUCAUUUCUGUAUUGGAGGAGCUCCAUACGCUCAGUGCUGCGGUGGUAAACAGCUCUGAGGACUCGGUAGAGGAAGAGGAGGAGCUCAGCUGAUUGUGUGAGGAUUCAUCAGUGAACACAUCUUUAAUUUGCACGCACGCCAUUAUUUGUUGUCUUAUUAAAUGCAUUUUCUUCAUAGAAAACUUUUAUUGGAUCGCAUAAGAUUGUGCGGAUGUACCUAAUGAAGUGUCCAGUCUGUAUACUGUACAUCAUUUUGGCAUACAAAUGAAUCAUUGUGAGAAACGUUUAAUAUAAAAUUUGUUCAAAUGUUAUUUCUUUAUGAGAGAAAUGGGUAUAAUUUUAUAUAUGACUUAUGAAGUACUUUUGUACGUGUUUUUUUUCCCUAAUCACUGAUGUUCAUAGAAGCCGGGGUAUGCUGGAGCCUAUCCCAGCUGACUUCAGGCGACAGGCGGGGUACACCCUGGACUGGUCGCCAGCCAAUGGCAGGGCACAUAUAGACAAACAAGCAUUCCCACUCACAUUCAUACCUAUGGACAAUUUAGAGUCUCCAAUUAACCUAACAUGCAUGUUUUUGGAAUGUGGGAGGAAACUGGAGUACCCGGAGAACUCCCCCCCCCCAGACUGUUACUGUGUUGGCCAACAUGCUAACCACUAGACCACCAUGCGGCCCACUGAUGUCCAAAAUGUCUUCAAUUUCAUUUUCAAGGCUUUGGGUUCUGAGUUGUGGCAAAGCAGGGAUUCAUGUGGUCAGAACAGAUUCCUCACAUAUGUGGGAACACCGAGUGGAUGUGAUUUGAUAAUACAAAACAAAAAAUCAAUAUCGUCUAUUUGUAGUUUCCCUUACAGAGGCCAGUUUGAAAUGAUUUUGCAAUUGUCGGAGGGAUGCUGAUAAACAUCAUGAUGAGCCAGAUAAUUGAGCUAUUUUUCUUGUCUUGAGUGCUGAUAAAUUUUGCAAUAGCUUCAACUUCUCGCCCCGAGGUGAAACCAUCGAUGGAGGGAAAAUAAGAACAAAGUCGAGAGUUUCCUGCUUUAUUUUCUGAGAGCAUCAGAAAUGAUUUGCUGGGACACAGUGCUGCUGGAGGGGUGAUUCAUCUUACCAAGCAGGGAACAUAAAUAACAAUUUUAAUAGGACAUCAGGAGAAUUUAACAGUGCACCUUUUGCUUUUUUACUGAAGGAUUUUGGAGAACAUAAGACACAGAAGAUGUGAAAAACAUUUUUUUUAUUUAAAAGCACAAUGAUGGUGUGAAGGUACUGCAUGUAUUAAAAGGGAUUACAAUGAUUUACCACACAUUUACCAUCCCAUAUUUGGACCAUUUGUCUAAAUUUGAUCAACUCGGAUCGCAUCAAAUGACAAUAGAUCGAACAAGCAGCAGCUAAUCAUUUAUGGCAUCAAGAGAAUUGGCGCAUGUGUGUUAAGGUUCCGACCGCUAGAGGGUACUGUUGUCAAAGCGGAGAGCCUUCAGCCCUCUUCAGUAUUCAUUUGUAAAGAACAACUACAAGUAGGAGCGAAUCAAUUUUCUAAGUAUUUUUAAGUACGUCAGUAAUAAAUGUUCUAAUGUUCUACUCUGAACUAUAGUGGACCCCUAAAAUGUGAACACCAUCCCUUCCAAGACAUUAGUUGACUUUUUUUAAUGCUGUGGCGCAUGUUGGACAUAAUUCACCCAUCGGAACUUUAUGUGAGUUGCAGUUUCACCUGGGCCCUUAUGGCUGAGGGACCCUUGUUUUCCGGUAGAGAUACAUGUGCAUUUUGCUCUGUCAGGUUGUAAGC